CAUUCCGCCGUGAAGCUUAUUUCCCCCACCUCCUUCCGAAUGGUUGAGCCUUUGGAAAACUUCACGGAGUGACAAUGAAGCUAACAUCAGUCCAUGAUAUUUUUAUUAUAUCUUUAUUUCUUUUCUCACAGUUUGUUCGAGGGCUGGAGGAUUGCAGAAGUGGGAUGUAUCCACCUAAAGGACCAACGUUUAAAGGUAAUGUGACCUGGUACACUGUAAAUCUCGAUUUACCCCCGAGUGAGAGAUGGACGCAAGUGAUCAAAGAUAAAAACACAGAGUUGAUCACAAUGGUACAGACAAUAAAAGACAUGGCCAAGGGCUUUUUCCAUGGAAAACUUAUUGAUUUAGUGGACGAGGAGCUGCCAUUGAUUGUGGACACACUGCCACACCCUUUCAAUGAAGAAAUUAAGGGAAUAGCUGCAGUUUCUGGCAUCCCUCUGGGAGAGAUUACGCUGUUCAAUAUAUUUUAUGAGAUUUUCACUGUUUGUACAUCACUUGUUGCAGAAGACUUUAAUGGAAAUAUUUAUCAUGCCAGGAAUUUGGACUUUGGACUGUUUAUGGGGUGGGAUCGACAGAAUAAAACAUGGACUUUAACAGAGAAGCUUAAACCACUUGUGGUGAAUGUCAAUUUCCAAAGGAAUAACAAAACCGUGUUUAAAUCAACAAAUUUUGCUGGAUAUGUUGGCAUGCUCACUGGAAUUAGACCUGGUGAACUGACCCUAACGAUGAAUGAGCGUUUCAACUUUGAUGGGGGUUACGUAGGGAUUCUGGAAUGGAUUUUUGGCAAGAGAGAUGGAAUGUGGAUGGGAUUUAUUACUCGCAAAGUCCUGGAAAAUGCUACAAGUUACGAGGAUGCCAAAGCCCAGCUCUCUCUGACGAAACUGCUUGCACCAGCUUACUUUAUCUUGGGUGGUAACCGAACGGGUCAGGGUUGUGUGAUAACCAGGACUAGAAUAAAUACGUUGGACAUCUGGGAACUUGAUAGGGAUCUCGGGAGAUGGUACGUCUUGGAAACAAACUAUGAUCACUGGGAAAAGCCUAUGAUCUUAGAUGACCGCAGAACACCGGCAAUGAAGUGCAUGAAUCAAACCACACAAGCGAACAUUUCUCUGUCAUCAAUAUAUGAUGUUCUGUCAACAAAACCAGUUCUUAAUAAGUUGACAACCUACACCUCAUUGAUGGAAGUAUCAACUGGAACUCUGGAGUCUUAUAUCAGAGACUGUCCAAAUCCAUGCACGCCGUGGUGACCUGUCAUCACCUCUGAAUGAGCCGAGACAUAUGAAAUACUGUUCACGAUCUGUUAUUACGGGGCCAAUGUACAUAUACAGGAAGGAGCAUAUUAAAAAUAAUAAUGAUGGUUGCAAUUCUACCUCUGAACUUUCACAUAUCUGUUCUCAUGGACACGUCUGUUAUAACUGCUUUAUUAUCACUUUAUAUUAUAACUAUAAUUAUGAUUGCUUUAUCACUGUAACUCAUUGUGAAAAGCAUAAAUGUUACUGCUGCAAACUUUGAGUAACCACACAUUUUAAAUGGAAAUGUUUGUGUAUGCUCUUUGAUCUGUGUGUGUAUGGGUAAGUUAAUUUCAAUAAUUGUUGCCUUUUUCUAUAAGGAAAUCUAUUUUUCUGAAAUCCUUGAUUCUUAAGAGUUUUUUUUUCUUUUUUGGUAAUUUAUAGUUGAAGGUGUUUUCUUUAUGAGAUUGUGCUAAAUAUGCAAAUUACGGUAUGAGAAUAAGCAUUAUUUUCGCAGAGUGCUGAAUUAGUUUUUUCAAAUUUAAUAUAUAAAAUAUUAUAAUUCUAUAAUACAAUUUUGCUUCAAUAAAAGCUAGACAUCUUUUACCCUCA
Molecule: messenger RNA, 1841 nt
Organism: Ctenopharyngodon idella (grass carp)
Lineage: Eukaryota; Metazoa; Chordata; Actinopteri; Cypriniformes; Xenocyprididae
Gene: asah1a
Product: N-acylsphingosine amidohydrolase (acid ceramidase) 1a
Exons: 14
Coding region: 75-1247 (390 amino acids)
Biological process (GO): fatty acid metabolic process
Cellular component (GO): lysosome
Molecular function (GO): fatty acid amide hydrolase activity; N-acylsphingosine amidohydrolase activity
Source: RefSeq, a predicted model, not a curated record